This is a messenger RNA of Neurospora hispaniola, 981 nucleotides long. RefSeq lists its product as uncharacterized. The transcript has a single exon. The record is from RefSeq and is a predicted model, not a curated record. The coding region runs from base 9 to 629 and encodes 206 amino acids. NCBI's taxonomy places the organism in Eukaryota, Fungi, Ascomycota, Sordariomycetes, Sordariales, Sordariaceae. Gene Ontology annotation, molecular function: RNA polymerase II general transcription initiation factor activity; TBP-class protein binding. Gene Ontology annotation, biological process: transcription initiation at RNA polymerase II promoter; RNA polymerase II preinitiation complex assembly. Gene Ontology annotation, cellular component: transcription factor TFIIA complex.
UUAUUAGUAUGAACACCAGCACCAGCACCCGUGCUUCCUCCUCCUCCUCCUCCUCCACCACCACGCCCAGAGACCUAAGACCACAACUCCAGUCCCAGCCACAGCAACAGCGACAGCAGUCCCUCGCAUCCCUGACCCACAAACUAACCGAUCACGUCCUCACAACCUUCGACCGCGUAAUCGCCCAAACGCUCGCCACACAUGAUGAAGUCAUCAACAAAAUACCGGUGAUCAAGAUGAAGGGGAAACUGAAGCAGUACAGACUGGUGGACGAUAUUUGGAAGUUGUGGGUGGAGGAUGUUGAGAUUGCCGUUGGUUCGGAGAGAAGGCGGAGGAGGAGACAAAGGCCUGGAAACGUCAAGGCAGAUUUGCGAGACGGUGGAAGCGUUAGAGGUGGAGGAAAGGGUGAGUUGGGUGCUAAGAGGAAGAGAGAUGGAUGUGAAGAUGGGGACAGUGAAGAGAGAGCCCAGAAGAGAAGCAGGGGUGAUGGUGGUAACGGAAUCGAACAGGGUAAGAAAGAUGAUGAUGGAAAGGGACCCGAGGUCAUCAGGGUUGAUAAGCUGUUGAUUGUUGCUUGCGAUGGGAGGGAACCAGAUGCAGGGAAGAAGCAGAAGAAACGAGGAGGUUGAUAAUCAUUGAUGGCGAAAUGGGAGAAAGAGCUGGAGGUUAAUGCAAUGAUAAAUUGGUACAGCUUUGGGAAAAUAAACAAUGAAUAUUCAUGACGAGAAGCAGAGAAAGAAAGAAGAGGGAGAUCAAGAGAUGUGUUGGGAGUCACUGAGUUGUGAUGGGCAAGGCGGAUAGGUGAUCUGAUUGCAAACGAGAAGACAGCGUGUUGCAGCGAUGGACCUAAGGUCCUGCAGAGCGAACCAACUCUGAGAAGGAUGGACGUUAUGAUCAUGACUAAACUGAAGUCUGCGAGGAUGCCAAGUUGAAUGCAACAACAUGCAUUGAGACCGUGAGUUCACUUCUUGUUUAGCAAGC